Molecule: messenger RNA, 3617 nt
Organism: Nasonia vitripennis (jewel wasp)
Lineage: Eukaryota; Metazoa; Arthropoda; Insecta; Hymenoptera; Pteromalidae
Product: protein N-terminal glutamine amidohydrolase
Exons: 5
Coding region: 329-1060 (243 amino acids)
Cellular component (GO): nucleus; cytosol
Molecular function (GO): protein-N-terminal asparagine amidohydrolase activity; protein-N-terminal glutamine amidohydrolase activity
Source: RefSeq, a predicted model, not a curated record
AGCAUCAGAGCCGCCACCCUCGUGGCCUCGUGCACACACUGCGAUCAGCGCGAGAGAGCAAAAGCCAAGCAAAUCAGUCCUGCCUCGUAGCUCGUUGGUGCGCGCGCGCGACAACUCGCUGAUCGAACUCUCGCGAAUUCGUCUGCUGCUGCGGCUGCUGUAGUCAACUCGGUAUAGUUUCGCGUUGUAGAGUAGUCCACCGACUCCGUUGCGAAUCGUCGUCGUCAUCAGUGGAGAGUAUAUUCUAUAGCAGCCAGCAGGAGACAUUUCCAUAUCGUAGGACCGUAGCAUCGGCGCACAGAGGGCCAGAAGUUUGUAAACAAAGAAGAUGGCUGUGGAAAGCAUCGUGAGCGGGAACACGAAGCCCCUGGUGCCGCUCUUCUCCAAGCGCACCGACUGCGUCUACACGAGCUGCUUUUGCGAGGAGAAUGUUUGGAAACUGUGCCAGGAAGUUGCUACAAAGCAUGGAUCGGAGUUGCAGCACUGCUAUGUGGCUUUUAUAAGCAACCCUGGACGCAGUGUACCUCUGUGGAGGCAGCGCUCUGGAAAAGAUGAGGAUAAAAUAGUACUAUGGGAUUACCAUGUCAUACUGAUUUAUGCUCCGGAUGAGAGGGCUGUAGUCUAUGAUCUAGACAGCGAACUACCUUUUCCCACGCACUUUUGGAAGUAUGCAACCGAAACAUUUAGGAGGGAUGAAGCUCUGCCUCCAGAGUGGCACAGAAUGUUCAGAUUAGUCUCAGCUAGCGAUUAUCUUAAACAUUUUGCAUCGGAUAGACAGCACAUGAAAAGAAAAGAUGGAUCAUGGAUCAAGACCCCUCCUGAUUACAGCCCUAUUUCUACACCCACGUGUACAGACAACUUGGAUAGUUUUAUCGACAUGGAUCCCAAUACUGGUUUAGGGACAGUCAUGAGUUUGAAACAGCUGUUUGAUCGAUUUUACAGAUCGAACGUAGCUCCUCAGCCGCCGCCGCCGCCGCCGCCGCAAGCGCAAGCACAAGCACAAGCUACUCCGACUAACGGUCUUCGAAAACACGCAGACAUGCCCAGCGCGUUAGUUUGAGCGUGAGAAGUAGGAAUUAUAAUAAAUGCCGUGAGCGUACGAUGAAGUGGUAAAGAGCUGACCGAAAAUAGCUUCGCGGUAAAAGCGAGUUGUGUAUGAGAUUUUUCAUUUCGCAAUGCUUUUUAAUAUUUCGAAUCAUACGUAAUAAUGCAUCUUCUUUCACUGCCAUAAUUACAUGGUUGUUUUCAAAUAUUUGUAUUACGCAAAGCGUGAACGCUAAUUGAAAUUCUGCAUUUUCUCAAAUGUAAUAAAGUCUAUAAAUCUUCUUGUAACUAGAAUAUAAUAAGUAUUUUUUUAAUUUAAAUGAAAAAAGACAAUUUUCACGAAUAUUCAGCACAAAAAAUGUAGAUGUGUAACCCAAUCUCAAGAUUUUUGGCAGUGAAAAAGUUAUCAUCAGCCAUGACUAGUAAACUUUUUUCAGAACUUGUGAUGAACAAAUUUAUAGGAUAUAUAGUAUAAAAAUUAACGUAUUUAUUUAUUCACUUAUUCUUAUGAAGAUAACCAUUCAAACUUUAAGCAUAAAUACAAAGUAUAAAGAUUCAUUAAUAAAAAAUUCGCUUACUAGCUGAUUUUAUUUAGGUGCGUAUUCUUUAGUAAUAUUUCGUAUUAUCGCACUAAAGACUGAUGUACGUAUAUAAUCGGAUAUUACGUAUAUAAGCGAUAUUUCUACAACUCAUUUUGUCGACUCAAAUUCGAUUAAUGCGCUUGUAAUAAUUGUGCGAUCGAUGUAGGUAUAAGUCUGGCGAUCUGUCGCAAUUCCCUAAUCGAUUCAAAGAAUGCAUUACCAUUAGUGAAACCGAGAGAAAAGAAAGUAAUAUGCGUAAAUUGAGCAUUUUACAUUAAAAAAAAAAAAAAAAGUUUAGUAUAAUGCUAAAUUUGAAGUUAAGAAAGAGUUACGACUAAUCGUCAAAACAAUAAUAUAACAAUUGCAUUGUCCCGUAUUCAUAGUCGUUUAAGUUCUCGUUUAGUUUAGGAUCAAAUUGCUUUUUCAAUGCUACUCGUCUAUUCGGCUACGCAGAUUUUUUCCCAAACCAGCGUCUUCUUUGAUGUGGCUUUUUACUAUACACUAUUUGUCGGAAUGAACUUACGUCUAUGAAUUUGGGCCUUACUAUAAUAAUCAUACUAGUCCUUGUGAUACUUUACACUUUCUACUUUUUAAUACCUGUUCUAUGUAAAUAUAUAUACAAACCGUUUGUACUGUAUACCAAAUGAAACGGUAAACGCAUUCGUUUAUUGGCGAAACUAAUGAAUUGAUUGAACAGUAUGAGAUUUUGAAAGAUCUUCAUUAAAUUAGUUUUUAAGUAACAUCGAAGAUUAUAUGCUACCAAGCCAACGAAAAGGUAAACCGUAAUGAUAUGAUUAACUUAUCCUUACAACGAAAAUUUCUAUUAUUAUUCAAUUAUCAAUAUAUUUUCCGUCAAUGAAUUAAACAAAAACUUUUUUACGUCAACUUGUGAUGAUUUAAACUUACGAUCAGUCGACGAUGAUGCGAUCAUGAAAAGUAGAUUUCAUAGUAUCUCGAUAUAGAUGUACGAUUUUGUUCUUAUCGCCAACAAGCGAAUGAUUUCGAACUGUCGGAAUGACUGCUAUUUUGGUCGACUCGGCAGUUUUAAAAGUUCGUCCACUCUUUGCCUUCCAAAAAUCUUCACACUUUUCACUUAUAUACAUACCUGUUUAUCCAUAUAUAAAAAAAAAUAUAUAUAUAUACGUGUUUGAUUUCACUUACACGUGUCUUGUUAAAUUAUAUUAAUAUACAUAUAUACAAUAAUUAAUGGAUAUCUAAUCAAGAAACAUUGAAGUUAUUUCUAAAAGUUCAAUUGCAAUGGCAAAUAAGAAGUGUGCUUUUAAAAAGCGUAAAUAUAAAAAUUAUGCUUUCUCUCAAACAUUUUAAAUAAUAAGAAUUUUAUUCGAUAAAUAAAUAUAUUAAUUCAUUACAAUUCUUAAACUUAAAUCCAAAAAUAUUAAAGUGAUAAAAAAGUUUUUUUGUCGAUUUUUCGUAUUUCUAUAAAGACUGUUGCAUAUAUCAACAAAUCUAUCUAUAUAAUGUUAUCAAGUUAUAUACACAUAUUGUACAUAUACAUGCGAAUGUACAUUUGCAUUCAUUAAACAAAAAGAUACGUUUGCUGGAAAAUGUUACAAUUUUAAAAUGUUUUUAUAUGUUUCACCAACAGAAUUUAAUCGUCGUUGUGAUUUUAUGACUGAGUCAUCGAAAAUAAUUAUUAUACUGUUUUUUACACGCGAUAUACCUUUUAUUAUGCUAGCUACUGUGACUUUCUUUAAUCUCUGAGAUAAUGUGAUGGAAAAGCGAAGAUUGCGUCUACGCAUACUUUUACUCUUAUUCUGUACGUUCUUCCCGAUUUUCACGACUUGCAAAUGCGCUUAUGUAAUAUUAACGAUAUCAAUAAUAAUAAUUGCGAAUAAAAUAAACAAAAGUAUAUUAUAUAUUAUUAUCAAACAUCAAAUUUCAUAUAACAGUAUACUUCCGAUCGAUUGUUAAUCUCUUAACGUGAUAUUACGACGCAAAAUAUAAAUAAAAUAAACAAACGAAUGCCGUUAA